GCACUUAAUAAUACUCACACAAUAAUUAAUUUUAACAAAGAAGUCUGGUAUUAAACCGGGAGUCGAGUCUCCAGAGUCUGAUAUUUGCUUGGUCCUGCUUAUUAGAGAAUUUUGCAAAGAUCUUCGUUGCAAGCAGGGUUGAAAGCAAACGUGCUGGACAAUGUCUGAUGUGCUGAUAGAGCUCAUGCGUAUUCCCGGGCAACGGUUUGGAAUUGGAUUUCAGAAGGCAGCAAAACCCCCGUACUGUCUAGUCAACAAGCUACUUGAAGGUGGAGCAGCGCUGCAGAGUGGCAAGAUUCAAGUAGGAGAUUGUCUUUUAGGGAUAAACGGGAAGAAUUUACAACAUGUCGACCCCGAACAGCUGAAGGAGAUCAUGCUGCAGUAUCGGAAUGACACGAAACUGAUUAUUGAAAUGAGACGUACCUCAUGCUUUAAGCCGAACCAGAACGGGGACACUCCUUCAAUUCAGGUCAGGACAACCUCUCCAAACAGCCCAGGCAUUUCUGUGAGUGCUAGUCGAUCGCCACUGGCCAAUCGUCGUGAGCGUAGAUCACCAAACGUGUUGCCAGAUAUCAACGAAGAUAAACCAGUUGACAGUAUUGGAAUGUUGCACGUUGCAAGGCGCCCUGAACACCGCCAAUCUCUCACACCCGAGACACACCGAAAGAUGCCUGGGUUAGAUAAAUUGAAAAUAUCCAAGAGCACUAGUCUGGACCUGGCCAACCUUCCCCAGUGGAGGAAGACAGCUAGUCAAUCUGUCAAACUGGAAUACCUCAUUGAUGGCUCGGAGACGACGGACCGGUUGCAUAACCAUGAAAUGAAGUACAGGGACACUGGAUGCACAGCCAACCAUUGCGUUGGAUCCCAAAUGAACCCCAAAGCCUCUCAAUCUAAGAGAGAGUAUGCCACCCCUCGCAAUAAAGAGGAGAUUCUCCCAUUGGCAGAGGACUUCAUCAAACAGUACUAUGAUUCAAAGAAACAAGCUCUGGGUUCAAACUACGACAAGAAGUACAUGAAUCGACUGCAUGAGGUGAGGGAAGAAAUCGAGAAGACUAGCUUCUUCGACUUGACAUAUGAGGAGCUCAGUUUUGGGGCCAGGACUGCCUGGAGAAAUGCCUCUCGCUGCGUUAACAGAAUUGUCUGGAGACAGCUCGAGUUGCUAGACGCUCGAAAUGUUACCACCGCAAAAGAAAUGUUUGAAGCUGUAUGCCACCACAUAAGGUAUUCAAACAACGGAGGAAACCUCAGAUCAACAAUCACUGUGUUUGCUCCUCGUAAAAAGAAGAACGCCGACUUCCGUGUCUGGAACAUCCAGUUGAUCAGUUAUGCUGGCUACAAGAAUGCAGACAAUUCAAUCUUGGGGGACCCAGCUAGAGUGGAGUUUACUGAGGUGUGCAUGCGUCUUGGCUGGCAGCCCCCAAAGGUAAGGACAGCUUGGGACGUCCUCCCUCUAGUCUUGCAAGCUAGUACCGGCGAACCAGAGAUCUUCGAUAUACCCAAAGAGAUUGUGCUCGAUACUGUUAUCUCACAUCCAGACUACGACUGGUUCGAGAAGAAGUUGGGCUUGCGUUGGUAUGCUCUGCCUGCUGUAUCAAAUGUCGCCUUGGAUGUGGGCGGUAUCGAGUUCCCUGCAGCACCCUUCAGCGGUUGGUACAUGUGCACUGAGAUAGCACGUGACCUAGGAGAUGCUAACAGAUACAACAAGCUCAAGCCCAUAGCUUUAGAAAUGGGUCUGAACAUUCAGACGUAUAAGCUGUGGAAGGACAGGGCCAUGCUUGAACUCAAUGUGGCAAUUCUGCACAGCUUCCAGAAAGCACGUAUCUCGGUCACGGACCACCAUGCUGCCACAGAGGGAUUCAUGACCCAUUUUAAGACAGAGACUCAGUCGAGGGGUGGAUGUCCCGCUGACUGGGUGUGGAUAGUCCCACCCAUCUCUGGCAGCGUUACUCCAGUAUUCCAUCAGGAAAUGCUGCUGUACCAUUUGAGCCCCUGCUACCAGUACCAAGACGACCCGUGGAAGCACUACAACUUCGGGGUUGCACAAGGCAGACAAAAGAUCCUGCCAUUCAAGAAGGUUGCCUUUAUGGUCCAGAAAAUGAUGAAAAUUUUCGGCAAGAUUUACCAGAAGCGAGUCAAAGCCACGAUCCUGUACGCCUCUGAGACAGGUCGCUCUAAGAACUAUGCUAGCGUGGUGAAUGACGUGUUUGGGCGUGUGUUUGCUACCAAGUUGAUGUGUAUGGAGGACUACGACAGAGCUAACCUGGAGCAGGAGCAGAUGUUACUGAUUGUGACAAGCACCUUUGGCAGUGGAGACCCUCCUGCUAACGGAGAGAUGUUUGGUCGAUACUUGUUGGACCUUCGUAACGGGUCCUCUGCCCACGGCCUGGCCGCUGCACCCACUCCUCGCUCCCAUCGGAUGAGCACCGUUGUUGCUCCAACUAGAGAGCACCUCCAGCAGGGAGGUUCGCCCGGUAGAAGUGCAGCAGGACCACUCACACAAGUCAAAUAUUGUGUGUUUGGACUUGGCUCCAGGGCAUACCCCAACUUCUGUACGUUUGCCCACACCUGUGACAACCUGCUCAGUGACCUGGGGGCAGAGAAAAUAUUAUCUUGUGGAGAGGGAGAUGAACUGUGCGGACAAGAGGAGAGCUUUCAGGCGUGGUUGAAGCAGUGCUACCAGGAGGCCUGUGCUGCGUACAGCCUGGAGCAACACUUGGACGACUCUGACUUUGAGGGAUACAACACUGGCUACUCAUCUGAAAAAUUCCGAGUGAUGAAGUACGAUAAUGCCCGUCCAAUUAGAGAUGAGUGCAAUGGCUUGAGGGUCGUUCACUCGAAGGAUGUCUACCCAGCAGUGCUCAAGAGCAGAGUGAAGCUGCAGCCUUCCCAUUCUGAUCGUUCCACGAUUAUGGCAGUGUUAGGCAUGAGUGGAUCACGACGUCUCAAUUAUGAACCAGGAGACCAUGUGGCGAUCUUCCCUCAAAACAAUCACAAGGUUGUGACAACCCUCAUUGACCGUCUCAACCCGUCCAUCAACCCAGACCAACCAAUCUUUAUCGAGACACGUCGAGUGUCAACCAAUGGCGAUUCGUCGUGGGUGGAGGACCGACGAAUGCCGGUGCCCGUUACCCUCCGUGAAGCUCUCACCUACUACCUCGACAUCGCCAACCCACCCUCCGCCCAGUUUUUGAAGCUACUUGCCAAACAGGCCACAAGGUUGGCUGAUAAAGAGGCCCUCAACGAACUAGCCAAGGGUGGCGAUACUUACGAGGACUGGAAGUAUGAGAGGUUCCCUAGCUUUUGUGACGUGAUGGACCAGUUUCCCUCACUGAAAGUAGAUGUCACUCUUCUACUGCAGCAACUGCCUCUACUGCAGUGUCGCUACUAUUCGAUUAGCUCCUCCCCUAAGCUGCAUCCUGACGAGGUCCAUGUCACUGUUGCCGUAGUGUCCUUCAGAAAAAGGAAUGGUUUGGGUCCUCGUCACAAUGGGGUGUGUUCCACAUGGCUGAACAAAGUGGACCUGGGGGAGGUGAUACCAUGCUUUAUCCGCAAGGCCCAUGCCUUCCGCAUGCCCAAAGACCCUCGUGUCCCCAUCAUCAUGGUGGGUCCCGGCACUGGUAUCGCUCCGUUCAGAUCAUUCUGGCAGGAUCGCAUAUACGUGAAGAACGAGGCUCUCAAGAUGCAACUGAGCAUGCCCAGUAACAUCCCCACCAAGCCUGUCCAGAAGAAGCUUCAGACAGUUUCAGGCAGAAACAGGAGAGUCACAGAAUACAUUGCCCCGAAUCGCAACCUUCUUAACACCAGCCCUAGCCGUGGAUCUAUUGCCGACACGUCUCUACAUGUAUUCUCAAGCCCACAGCUACUCGAAGAAGACGACGAAGUGGAUGGUGGUAACCUGAAAAUGUGUCGCUCUAUCUCUGAUGUCGAUGAUGUUAGCCGAGAAGAGAUCGCUCGAGUGCUAGCCAAUAGACAAAAGGAAUGGGGGGCACUGAGUUUGUACUUUGGCUGCCGUAGGAGCGAUCUGGAUCAUAUCUACAAAGAUGAGCUGAAGAAGGCACGGGUAGUAGGUGGACUGGACAAUGUCUACGUGGCACUCUCUAGAGAGCCGGAACAGCCAAAGAAAUACGUUCAGCACUUGUUGAAGGAGAAUGCUGAUGCUGUAGUUCACCAACUCAUAGAAGAGAGGGGUCAUUUCUAUGUGUGUGGGGACAUCUCCAUGGCAGCGGACGUGUGUCGUACCCUUCAGAGCAUAUUUGAGGAGAACGCCGCUAUGUCUGCCGAUCAAGCCAGGAAACUGAUUGAGUCGAUGAAGGAUACUGGGUUCUAUCACGAGGACAUCUUUGGCGUCACAUUCAAACAUCAUGAGGUCACUACCCGAGUGAGAACUGCAGCCAAGAAGGCCUGGCGUAUUCUUGUGAACACUGGAGAUUCUCUCAUGUUGCCUAGUCCCAUGACCCCUCAUGUCAGAAUGCCCAGCCCACUACCAGGAGCUAUGCCGAGACAUCCUCUUGACAUCCAGUUUAAUUCGUCCACCCUGCCCUUAAGACGUUCUGCUGGAAUGAGCAAACGGCCUACCGUCACCGUACUCAACACUCAGAAACUAACACCCACUGAGCAGGUCGACAAGAUGCUCCACUCACGAACCUCUGCUCCUCAACUCACGCCUCCCAAAUUCGUUGUACCACCUAGGGCGCUCUCCCCAGUCACGGGAGACAAUCCCAUCCUAGAGCCAGUGGUCGAGGUCACCUCGCCUAAGUCACCUGAUACCAGUACCAAUGAGGACAAAGAGGAAUCUGCAGAAUCAUCAUCAUCGGAGGCAGUAGUGAGUAGACAACAGUCAGAUGAGUCGAGACAAUCACGCCGGAUAAAGACAAUUUCAAGUGUCGAAAGUGUAGUGUAGGAUUAAUUGGAACUAGUUGUAGUUUUCUUAACGAUUUAAUUGAUCUUCCUCGCACAACAUGCAGAUGAUUAUAAUUUUUUGAAGGACAUUUUAAUAGGAUCGCAUAUAAUAUAUACACAUGCGUACGUAUAAUUAUGAUCUCAACAACUUGAUGUACAUGAACACCCCAUAUAAUUUGAAUGUGUACUAUUAAAUUUUUAUUUUAUUUUGUGCUGUAUAUACACAGUACACUCAACAAUUAAUUUCACACAAAAAAUAAUGAGAUUGACAUGAAUUAAUUAAUUAUAUUGUUUAUUUCAAGAA
This is a messenger RNA of Halichondria panicea, 5203 nucleotides long. RefSeq names its product nitric oxide synthase 3-like. Bases 161 to 4900 code for a protein of 1579 amino acids. The transcript has 23 exons. Gene Ontology annotation, biological process: nitric oxide biosynthetic process. The record is from RefSeq and is a predicted model, not a curated record. Lineage: Eukaryota; Metazoa; Porifera; Demospongiae; Suberitida; Halichondriidae. Gene Ontology annotation, molecular function: FMN binding; protein binding; nitric-oxide synthase activity.